Molecule: messenger RNA, 1239 nt
Organism: Penicillium soppii
Lineage: Eukaryota; Fungi; Ascomycota; Eurotiomycetes; Eurotiales; Aspergillaceae
Exons: 1
Coding region: 1-1239 (412 amino acids)
Source: RefSeq, a predicted model, not a curated record
AUGACCGACCAGAAGAAUGUCCUUAGCAACAGUUUCGAGACUCUAGAAAUCUCGGAGUACCCCAACAACCCUUCCUCAAAUCAUUCUAGAACCCCGAAACGCUCGGAUGUCCUUAUCAGCAACGGAUCCAAUGCUCUAGGGCUUGGAAAAAUCUCGGAGUCUGGCAUCAACCCUUUCAAAGAUAUUCCUAGAACCCUGCAAGGCUCAGAAACUGUUCUUAGUAACGGAUCCGAUACUCUGGGAUUUGGAAAAUUAUCGAAAUCCACCCCCAGCAAUGUCUCUACUGUGCAAAGCCAAAACACUCUCGAAGAGCUUUUGAAGAAAACAAUUCAGCCUGGCCUUGAUGCGCAGAGAACCAUUGAACGAAUAUCUCCAAAUCAUCCCUUUUUUAGGCGGGCUGAGAAGCUCGUUGAGGAACAUUGUCUACCCCGGGAGGGUUUUGGAAACUUCAAAAGACUCUUAUGUGGGAUUCGCGAAUUCCCAUGUAUUUUGCUUCAAAAUCCAAAGAAUGACUUUCUUGAAUUUGAGACAAUGGUCAGGACAACCUUUACACUCAGUUGGAUUGACGAAGCCCUGAAGGAACUUGGGCUCAACAUUGACGAUAUAAUUAUCAUGGACUUGUUUCCCAUGCUGACUGACGAAUGGUUAACAAACAACCCGGAUAAAAGACUACAAGCCAUUCAUGAUAUGUUUGAGCUGACUCUUGAUUUCAUUCAUGAGUUCAAGCUCCCCAUUAUUCUUUCAUGCCAAUGCUUCAAGGCAAAGGAGUCAAGUCUCUGGGCCUCAUUUAAGCACACCAAGGCCGGCGAUCUGCGCUCAUCAAUGAAUAGUGCACAAAACAAAAAGGUGUCUCGGUUCAAAGGCAAAGGACACAUGGCGUAUGUCGUGCAUGGCUUCCAUCCUGCAUCCCUGUCAUACCAAGGUAGAAAGAAAGACAAUGGACAAAACGAAGCAAUUCUUCGAGACAUAUUGCAUUCAUUGUUUGGCCCUUAUGCAGUGUUUCGGAGAGCAUAUGAAACCAGAAUUUUGGAGGGUCAUGAGAAAUAUCAAGGGUUGAUGAGAAAGUCAAUCGAAGCACUGCACCGAAGAGCAACCAGAUUGGGUGACAUUCGUGAGCAAGGGCUUGCCCUUGGUCUUUUUCAAGAUUAUGACGACUCCAAAAUACACGAUGAUUGGAACGACCUUAAGAAUGCAUUGGAUCCCAUUUUGAAGAAUUUGCGACCGAGAACAUUUGCUUAA